CGUCACUUUAUACGAAUUUAAUUAAAAGAAUUCUAUUUUUCUAAGCCGUUAGCCGUUAGAUUAAAAAACUUGAAAAGGCGCUAAGGUAUAAGAUUUAAGAUGAAAGGCGCAAUCAAAAAAAUUAAAACUGACUGGUGCAAAGUUGGCUGUGGUCAAAUUGACUUAUAACACACAGCUCACAAUAGUUGAAUCCUGUGCAUUGUGUAAUCCUACAUUAAAAGUAUUUUGGAAUAAUUGAACAAUUUAAUUCUAAACUAUAAGGUGUCGGCUGUCGGCUACAAAAUUCAUUAUCCAAAAAUAUAUAUUUGACUUGUAUAACUAACUGCUACGCCAUCAAAUAAUAAAAUAAAUUUAAUCAUACAUAUAUGGAAGUUUUUUAUGUUGUGAUCGAUCUUGAUAUUGUGACCAUGGUCCUAGUGCAAACCUCAUUGUAAUUCUAAUUAUAAGCUCAAAAAACGAGCAAUAAGUGUUAACUUGUUGGAAUUAAAAAUAAUGAUAAGUGUAUAUCUUCAAUUAAAUUUAACAAUCCAGUGAUCAAACUCAAGAGUGAGUUACAAGCAAUAUGUCGAAAGAUUACUUGAAUAACGAUAUCCCGAAGGAACUUGAUGCAUGGAACCCAAUGCGCGAUGAUUAUACUAAUUCUAAAUUUAAUAAGUAUAAUAGUGGUCCUGGAGCUUAUUUAGAUGCUGCUUUACAACCCGCCCAACAAGCUGAAGAUGGAAAAAAGCAAAUGUCUCUGAUUUCCAAGAAUGUCACUAAUAGUUCAACUUCGAACUUUAUACCUUAUUUGGUAUUAAAGUAUUUGCCUACUGGAAUUACUAAGAAGGCCAUUUAUAAUAUUUGUACACGACAUGGCCGAGUCAACGAUGUUCGCGAUAGUAAAAAGAAUGAUUACAUCUUCAUUGAUUUUCCAACUGUGGCCGAAAUGGAGUCCGUUUAUCGUGCUUUAGUGGAGAAUCAAUACGGUUUUCAUGUACUGGUAGGCAAGCAAAAAAAUAAGCAGCAAACUGAGCCUUUACUUUCAGAUAUGGAAGAAACUCUGCCGCCAAUAGGAACAGACAAGAACGUCAUUGAUUUUGAACGCAGAAACUACCGCUCGUCUGAAAAAAAUUUACCUCGACCACACUUUGAACACACUCCAAUUGUGAAUCAAAAGGCUUAUGAAACAAAAGAUUCGCUGCUGCUACGUAAUGAUCCACAACGUCAUUUUCUUAUUACGGAAGAUGCACACGAGCUUGAACGAGCAUGCCUAAAAGAUUACAGCGAAUUGAACAAUAUUGAGAAUUCCAAGUACAAAUAUCGUACAGGCAGAGCAUUCAUUGAGAUGACUGAGAAGUCUAAAACAUAUAUUGAAGAAAAGUCACGCCAAUCUUUGGGCGGCUAUGACUCGUCACGACAAUUAUACGAAAAUAAUCAUAAUAAUAGAGCAAUCGGGAGACCUAUAGAUAUUGGGCAAUGUGCAAAUUGUAACCGAACAUGUGAUAUAGUUUGUGCACGCUGUCAAACAUAUUUUUGCGGUUUAGAAUGCCAACGUAAGGCCUGGCCAAAACAUCGCCAAAUUUGCGGUAAAGAGAAUUUUAAAGGCUUAAAUGAAAAAACGGAAUCUAGAUGUUUUAAAGAAGAAAAAGUAAACAUUGAAUCAGAAAAUAAGCAACAGGAAAUUCCUUCAAACACGGCUAGAAGAAUUCCUCGAAGUGGUAACUUAGUUGCUCUUACUGCCGUUAGCAAAACGAAUAUAGUAUUCAUAAGAUCGAAGGCUGACGAAGAUAAUUUAAGUUUCUUUAAACUUAUUAAUGAUGUUCAAAGUGCGGCUAAGCAGCUAAAAAAAUUGUCGAAAACACCAAUUUGUGGCCAGAUUGUCAUUACGAAUUUCGCGGGACAGUAUAAUCGUGCUAUGAUACUUAAUAGUGACAAUGAGCAACACAUAAAAUUAGUUUAUAUGGAUUAUGGUAAUUUAGAUGCACGAAAGUUGGAGGAUCUUUAUGAAGCACCCGAACAGUUCAUGCAUGUGCAACGCUUUGUAGAGCCGGUAAUAUUGAAGGAUGUACCGGAAAUGUAUAUGACCGAAGAAAUUCGAAAAUUUAUGUACUCAUAUUUGGAUGGUAUUGAUUUAGUACUUAAGUAUGAUGAAAAGAGUGAUUUGUUAUCUGACAAGGGUGUUUAUGAAAUUGAAUUAUUUGAUGGAACUACAAAUCAAAAUUUCAAUAAAAUGGUAGCCAAACUUUGCAAACCCACAGAACCAACUAAUCCAGAUGAAGCAUAUUACAUUAAUCAUUUAUCUCAAAAGCAAUUGCCAGAAGGGAACAACAUAGAAUUGGUCGUUAUGGAUAAUUCUCUGCUUUGUACCGGUUGUAUAUCAUGUAGUACGAAGAAAUGGGCCAUCGAAAUUGAAAAAUUUCAAAGUGAUAUCCAGCUUUACGGCGAGUCGCUAAAGGAUCAGUGCUAUACACCACGUAUUGAUGAACUUUGCAUUGCUAAAUAUAAAGUUGAUGGUAAAUGGUAUCGUGGUCGUUGUCUGGAAAUCGUGGGUGAUGGUUUCCCGAGCAUCAUAUUCUUCGAUUACGGAAACAUUGGAAUGGUUAAUGUCAAGAAUAUUAGGCGUUAUCCAGCUCAGUUUACUUUUCCAAUUUACACUUGCGAUUGUGAAAUUAAAGGUUUGCCGGAACAGUGUGAUGCGGAUUUUGUUCAGAAACUAGAAGAACUUAUACCUAAUGGCAGUACAAUUCUUUGUGAAAGUGUGACGGUCUACAAGGAUGACAAUUUUCAUGCAAUAACUUUACCUAAACUUAUCCAAAAUCUUAAGGCCGAAGGAUUAUUGAAAGAAGAAGUAUGAAAAACUUAAUCCAUUUUAAAAAUAUAUUUUUAACAUUUCACUGAAAAACAACAACGAAAUAAUAUAAAAAUACAUAUAACACAACUAUAACAAAUUAGGCAACACAUAUGGAAAGUAAAGGACUAUGUGAAAAAAACCGGAAUGAAUAUAUUUAAUGAAUUAAGUAUUUAUAUGAAAAUUUUUAAAAUAGUGGCAUAACUAUAAUAAACAUAAGCUGAAGUUAUAUACAUAUAUAAAAUACAUUUUUAUAAAAAAAA
This is a messenger RNA of Bactrocera oleae (olive fruit fly), 3090 nucleotides long. The record is from RefSeq and is a predicted model, not a curated record. Lineage: Eukaryota; Metazoa; Arthropoda; Insecta; Diptera; Tephritidae.